UUAAUCACGUAGUGUAGUAUAAUAACGCGGCGUGUCUGCUGUGAUGCAUGUAAUACAAUUGUAGUGUAAAUAAUGUAAUUUUGUGAACGAGGUUUGUGUGAUCCAAAGAAUACAUGUAAAAAAAAAUGUUGACAUAUUCAAGCAAAAUAAUUUUAGCGCCUAUGGUUCGUGUAGGUACUCUACCUAUGCGAUUAUUAGCACUGGAAUUUGGGGCUGAUAUCGUAUACACUGAAGAAAUAAUUGAUUUUAGAUUAUUGAAGUGUCAAAGGGUAGAAAAUCGUAUUCUAAAUACUGUAGAUUUUAUUGAUGAAGACCAGAAUGUAGUUUUUCGGACAUGCGAGAAGGAAAAACGUAAAGUGGUUCUACAGUUGGGUACUUGUUCAGCUGAAAGAGCUCUGAAGGCUGCUCAAAUGGUAGUGAAUGAUGUGUCAGGUAUUGAUAUAAACAUGGGAUGCCCUAAAGAGUUUUCAGUUAAAGGAGGUAUGGGUGCUGCUUUGCUUAGUCAACCAGAGAAAGUGUCCAAUAUCCUCACUACAUUAACCCGUGCUCUGUCAUGUCCUGUUACAUGCAAGAUUAGAGUACUGCCUGAUGUAAUCUUGUUCAGAAAUCAAGUUGAUAAAGUUCCCACAAAUGAAUGUUUUUCACU
Stegodyphus dumicola is the source of this 646-nucleotide messenger RNA. RefSeq names its product Dihydrouridine synthase 2 (gene Dus2). Gene Ontology annotation, molecular function: tRNA binding; tRNA dihydrouridine synthase activity; flavin adenine dinucleotide binding. Gene Ontology annotation, biological process: tRNA dihydrouridine synthesis. Gene Ontology annotation, cellular component: cytoplasm. The record is from RefSeq and is a predicted model, not a curated record. NCBI's taxonomy places the organism in Eukaryota, Metazoa, Arthropoda, Arachnida, Araneae, Eresidae.